GAUUGGCAGUACUUAACGCGCUUACCCUGCCUAAGUUCGUUUGGUCGGUUGUGGCUUGUUAGUUGGUGUGCAUUACUCCAAAUUUAACAAACAUGGCGACUGUUGAUCGUCUUUAUACAUUGUAUAACAUCAUCUCGGAUGCCAAAGACAAAGCGCCCGAGCAUAAGAAGGAGUUUGCCGAGAUACUUACAGGUGUUAAGGGAGGCCCUGGAGAAAGACGGCUAACUUCUCAGUUCAUUGCUAGAUUUUAUACAUACUUCCCAGAACAUCAGGAUCAGGCACUGAAUACAUUAUUUGACCUUUGUGAAGAUGAUGAUGUUGCGAUUCGCAAACAAGCCAUCAAAGACCUACCCACACUGUGCAAGGGGAAAACAGAGUUGGUUCCCAAGGUAGCAGACAUCUUGGCUCAACUGCUUCAAAUGGAAGAUAGUGGCGAGCUAACCACAGUACAAAAUUCUCUUGUACAGCUUCUCAAGACUGAUGCCAAAGGAACACUUACGGGGCUGUUCUACCAGAUUCAACAUAGUGAAGAUGAAUUGGUCAGAGAACGUUGCAUCAGAUUUCUUCAUUCAAAGAUAAAGAUUUUAGGGCCAAAUGUCUUUAAUACAGAAGUUGAAAACCUGGUUUUGACUGAGGCUAAGAAAGUUUUGACAGCAGCACUUUCUGAAGACGAGUUUGUCCUUAUGAUGGGAAUUCUGAAGGAGUUGAAAGUUUGUAAGAACGUUAAGGGCUACCAACAAAUGGUGGAAUUGGUUGCUGAACAAGUAGACUUUGCUCGUCCUUUGGAUGCUACAGAUCUGGAAAGUGUUCAUCGUUUGGCAGCUUGCACCAAACAGGCUCUUCCUUAUUUCUCGCACACUAUCAAGUCCACAAAAUUUGUUGAAUACAUGUGGCGUGAGGUGGUGCCAGCCUUGGACACACUGCAGGCCGGAGCUACUGAAGCUAACAAUAAUGCUGCAUUAAUCCUUGACUUGCUAAAGGUCAUGGCUGAGCUGGUCCCUUAUGCUGGAACAGUUGAAAGUCUAGAAGCCAAAGUCAAAGCUAUAUAUGCUAAAUUACUGGAUGUCAUGCCUCUACCCCCAGAAGGGGAGGCAGCAACACAAGCCUUGGAAGGAGGUGUCAGUCUAGAAUUUUCAAGAGUUGAGUGUCUCCUUUUCAUUUUCCAUCAUCUAGCCAGAAACCAUGCCGAUUUCUUGGCAAAUGAUGCUGAUCGAUUGAAGGACUUCCGGACCAGGUUACAAUAUUUUGCUCGUGUUUCACAAGCUUACCAGAAGCGUCUGCGUGAGGCAGUGUCAAAUAAAUCUGGUGCGGAACUGAAGACUGAAGAAAACAAGAUCAAAUUGAUUGCCUUGAAAACUACAGCAAAUAUAAACAUCCUAAUUAAGGAUCUGUUUCAUCAGCCACCAUCUUACAAGGCAAAGAUAUCACUUUCUUGGAAACCUGUGUCUGGGUCAUCUGCAUCCAAUGUUGCUAAUGGUACUGAGAAGAGACACACACCUAUAAAGUUUGAUGAAAAAGAUGCCAAGAAGCCGAAGACUGACCGUCAGAUUUAUGCCCCACCUCGCGACAAAUACAGUCAAAAAGCAGGCCAGUACUCAGGUGGUGGUGGUGGUGGUGGUGGUGCACGUGGCCGCAGCAGGAGCCGUGGGAGAGGAUUUGGAUCCAAUCGAGGAGGAUCUUUCAGAGGUGGAUUCAGGGGAAGACGUGGUGGCUACAGAAAUUAUUAGCUUAUCCCCUUGCUGUCAAAAUCACCUAUUUGGGUGAUAGAAGAUGUAACAUUUUGAACUUCUGUUAAAAUUACAAAACACAAAUUUAAGGUUUGCAAGUUGGAAGUACUUUGAAUGUCAAGUGGAAAUGUUAACUUUAUCAGUGAUAUAAGGUAUAUCACUUAUUUUUGGAUUUAUUUCAAUAGAUUUAUUUACUUGGCAAACCCAGAGGUUUUUUUAUGUUUAACCUUGUAACAAGGAAAGAAAGUUAACCUAGGAUACCUUGGAGCUAGUAUUUGUAUUGAUAAAGGAGAUAUGUGUAUUUCUCUCCAUGCAAUUGAGAGGUGUCUUAACUUUACUGUUGAAGGCAUUAAAUCCAGUUAUAGGUUUAGUGUAUCCUUUUGAAAAUAAGCUAAGUCUUGGGACCAUAAGGCCAAUUGUCAAAUGCUGCAUUUGAAAAUAUUUUCCUUCAGUUAUCUGCACUUUGUUCUAUUCCCAUUAGCUAAUAAUCCUCUGUUUUGGUAGGUUUACAUGUAGCACUGGUUAUGCCCCUCUUUUGGUUUUUCUAAAGAAUUAAGAUUUGUAAACUUUCUGGCCUGUGGAAUGUCCUUAUUACAAGACAUCCCUUUCAAGAGUACCUGUGUAUUGAAUUGAAGCAGUUAGUUGUAAGCAGUGAAUCGGAUAUUGUUUUAAGAUGGAAAUAAUUUAUAGAUUGGUGUAUUAGCCUCAACCACAAUUAAGUUUAGAAAGAUGUGGCUCCUUUCCUUUUUCCUGCUCCCUCUCCCCACUUAGUCAUAUUGUGAAUGAGACUUGGAAGUACAGUACAGUAUGCAACAAGAAGCCGUCAGGGAUUUUUCUUUCGAGUGGUGUGAUAACUAGUGGUUCAUGCUGCCGUUGCUUCGAGGUUUAAGGAGAGCAGAAGAUUCUGCGCCUCGUCUGCUGGAUAGUUCUGCCACAGGCUUCGCCACUUCUGCACCAUGAAGUCAAGUUAGAAAUAAAUUUCUAUGGGAAAUGCAUGUAAAAUCAUACUCUUGGUUUAUGUGAAGCCUUAGUUUAGAUUUUUUAUUUUCCCCCUCCAGGAAUAUGCUUUCGUUAAAAAAGUUUUCUUAGGUGAAGAUGAAGGUGACCAGGUUGCAGGCUUUUCUACAUAGCUUUGGGUGGCCUGAAAAUUUAUAUAGUGAUACUUCUUCAGUAAUAGUUUAAUGGCAUGUAAAUGUAUUGAGGAUUUAACAUUAAAAACCCAUUGCUAGUAAAGAAAUAUAUGUAAAAAAUUAACAUUGUUACUGAAGGAGUAUUUUAUUAUAUGUCUUUGAACAUUGACUAAUUAAGUAAAUAAUAAAGCUGGAGUAUUUGAUUUUUUCAGACUUUAGAAUUGAGUGGGAGAAUAGUGCAGUCUAUUAAAAACAAUUUUUUUCUGCUGUUGAACAAUAUUUAUGUAUGUUGAAGGUACACAACUUGGCAGUGGUGUAGGAUAACAAAUUGGACUAAAAGCAUUCUUGUAUUUUGUAAGUUCUUGUAACCAGAAACUUCUUUCAGUUUUAGGUGCUUUUUUCUACUGACGGGUGUUGCAGUUAAAGACCUUGAUUGUGGAGGAGGCUCGCUUCAUUAAUUUGUUCAACUUUUCUCUCAGGUGCUGUUAUUUUCUAAUUUCCUAAUUUUUUCCGAAGGUGGAUUUUCUUCAAAGGGAAGCAGCAGAAAGAUUGUAUAUAUAAAAUAUUUCUUUAGUUUUAAGGAUGAGAUUUAUUCCAGAUUUGCUUGUUAUGCAUUUAUAAAGUACUGUAGGCCUGCAGCAACAUAAGGAGUAUGAUUUUACAUGUAAUUUACCAAGCUGUAAUUUUCAUUAAAUUUUAUAUUCCCUUUGUGUAGAACUUGUUGAAAGCAUCAAUGAAAUCUUGUUAUUGUUCAUAAAAUUACAUCCUGCAAAACUGUAUUGUGUAACUUUGGCACCAGUAAGAAUAAAUAUUUCUUAAUGUACAA
Molecule: messenger RNA, 3683 nt
Organism: Macrobrachium nipponense
Lineage: Eukaryota; Metazoa; Arthropoda; Malacostraca; Decapoda; Palaemonidae
Gene: cass
Product: apoptosis inhibitor 5-like
Exons: 10
Coding region: 93-1727 (544 amino acids)
Biological process (GO): negative regulation of apoptotic process
Cellular component (GO): nucleus
Molecular function (GO): RNA binding
Source: RefSeq, a predicted model, not a curated record